AUGAAGAAGCUGAAUGGCCGUGAGGUGACCAUCGGCCAACUCAGCAAGGGCGCCUUCUUCGGAGAGAUUGCCGUCCUCUAUGACAUGCCCAGAACUGCAACGGUGAAAACUCAAACUGGGGUGAUCGCCCUUGCUCUGAGCAGAGCUGACAUCCUGCAGCAGCUGAGUGCAGAGGACUUGGAGCGCAUGAAGCUCAUUGCACGAACGCAGGUCUUCGGCAGCGUGCCAUUGCUUGCGGACCUGGAUGCUGAGAAGAAGGCCAAAGUCGCCCAUGCCCUGAAGAGCCAGAAGUGGCACAAAGGAGCACUUCUUGCUGGCCAGAAUCACAUCACGUCCCGCAUGUACAUCAUCGAGCAGGGAAACAUCGUCAUGACCCCUCCCAAGAGGAACCGGUCCGGAGCUGCCGUGGAGGAACUGCGCUUGGGACCUGGGCAGUACUUCGGGAUGAGGGGAUUGCUUUUCGAAGCACCGAUGGGCUUCACAGUAACAGCUGACAGCGACGUGGUCAUGACGCUCUCCAUCAGCUAUGAGGAGCUGGUAAACACUGCUGGCCAAGAACUCUCACAGAGACAGGAGAUGGCAGCGAGACUACACAGAUCCAUCCGGGCCCACUUGGUACGGCAGAUUCCUGCCAUCAAGAGAUUAGCGGAUGAGAACUUCGAGGCAGUUUUCAAGCAGGCGGAGGAGGUUAAGUUCUCCAAGUGGAAUGUGAUCUUCCCACAGAACUCUAUGUUGAGAUAUGUCUAUGUAUUGGAGUCUGGCAAGCUCGCCGAAUACAGUGGCCUCCUGGAUCAGCUCGUGGAGAGUAAUGGGCAGGUUGUUUUCAAGAAGUGGAAUGUCAUAGCGGACAAGGAUGCGAGCUCGGAGUAUGUCUACCAGCUGAAGUCAGGUGAGGUGGCGGUCUAUGAUGGUGAACUUGGGGAGCGCCGACCCUUCGAUUCGAAGGUCAGCCCGGCCGAGGCUGCCAAAUUAGAUGUGAACUGCCCAGAGCAUGUGACACCUGGAGAGUACUUCGGGGCUGAGUGUCUCUCCAGCAAAAGUGCUAUUGCACCCUACACCCUGGUUGCAUUGACGGACGUGACACUGAUACGCUUCCCACCAAGUUCGAUAUGGGCCGUCCAGGAAGAGCAGCGACAGUUCCUUUCGAGGAUCCAGCUCUUCUCCGAAGACGUCCUCACCAAGGAAGAGCAGUUUAUGCUCGUCGGAAAGCUGAAGCCUUGGAAUUUCCCUGCGGGAAGAUAUAUCAUCCAAGAAGGGGAGAUUGGCGACAUGCUUUUCAUCAUCGAGCGGGGUGUGUGCGAUGCCUGCAAGCUGUUGAAUGAUCACGAGGUAGUGCUCACCCAGCUCAAGAAGGGCGCGUUCUUUGGAGAGCUUGCGACGAUGUUUGACAUGCCAAGAACUGCCUCUGUGCGUGCGGCGACGCACGUGACAGCGCUCUCCCUCACCCGGGAGGACAUCUUUGGCCUCAUCGGUGAGGACAAGAUCGCAAAGAUGCAGAUUCUGGCAAAGGCUCAGGUGUUUGGUAGUAUCCCAAUCUUGACGGGCCUCGCCGCAUCUGCCAAGAACACCAUUGCACGAAGGCUCCAACGACAGACAUUUCGACAGGGUGAUGUCAUCAUCGACCCGGAGGAUGUGGCAGACAGGCUCUACAUCGUCGAGUCUGGCUCGGUGACGGUGCAGUGCGGAGAGGAAGAGGGUCAGCUGCUGCUGGCCGGCAUGUCGUUUGGAAUGGACAGGCUGCUGUACGAGGAGCCAUACGACAUCAAGGUAACCGCGCACUCCGGAGAGGUCAAGACACUGUCCUGCACAGUUCCGGACAUCUUGGCUUCAGCAGGGACCGGAGAGCAAGAAGCACUGGAGAGGCAGAUGAAGAAGGCCUUCCACACCUGGCUUCUCAAAAGUGUCUGUCUUCCGGGCGAGUCCGAUGAUCGGUUGGCUACUGCCUUGCGGCACUGUGACGAAGUGGAGUUUGAGGCAGGCGCUACAGUCUUCGAGGAGAAGGAUGAGUUGAACUCCGUCUACAUCGUCAUCCGUGGUGUGUUCGAGACGAAGGCCGUGAAGAUUCGGCACAAAGCAGAAGUGCGUGGAAACCUGGUGAGCGCGUCCCCAGUCGCCUUCGGAAUGGAAUGGACCGAGCAGACGGCUCCAGUUUCAGCUCCCUACGCUCUGCAUGCAGAGACCCAAGGAGCACUGCUGAAGGUUCCCCUUUUCGUGGUGCGACCAGUAUGA
This is a messenger RNA of Symbiodinium sp. CCMP2592, 2229 nucleotides long. NCBI's taxonomy places the organism in Eukaryota, Dinophyceae, Suessiales, Symbiodiniaceae. The record is from the annotation of a GenBank genome assembly.